Elephantulus edwardii (Cape elephant shrew) is the source of this 744-nucleotide messenger RNA. It is a transcript of the gene PSMB3, whose product is annotated as proteasome (prosome, macropain) subunit, beta type, 3. Gene Ontology annotation, biological process: proteasome-mediated ubiquitin-dependent protein catabolic process. The transcript is spliced from 6 exons. The coding region runs from base 72 to 689 and encodes 205 amino acids. Lineage: Eukaryota; Metazoa; Chordata; Mammalia; Macroscelidea; Macroscelididae. The record is from RefSeq and is a predicted model, not a curated record. Gene Ontology annotation, cellular component: proteasome core complex, beta-subunit complex; proteasome core complex.
UUACGCAGUGAGAACGGGAGCAGGUUUGCUGGAAUUGCUGCGGCGAUUAGGAGCUCUAUUACACAGCAAUCAUGUCUAUUAUGUCCUAUAAUGGAGGGGCCGUCAUGGCCAUGAAGGGGAAGAAUUGUGUGGCCAUCGCAGCCGAUAGGCGCUUCGGGAUUCAGGCCCAGAUGGUGACCACAGAUUUCCAGAAGAUCUUUCCUAUGGGAGAUCGUUUGUACAUCGGCCUGGCGGGGCUCGCCACUGACGUCCAGACCGUCGCUCAACGCCUCAAGUUCCGACUGAACUUAUAUGAGCUGAAAGAAGGUCGGCAGAUCAAGCCUUACACGCUCAUGAGCAUGGUGACCAACCUCUUAUAUGAGAAACGGUUUGGUCCCUACUACACUGAGCCUGUCAUUGCUGGCUUGGACCCAAAGACCUUUAAGCCGUUCAUUUGCUCUCUGGACCUCAUUGGCUGCCCCAUGGUGACGGAUGACUUUGUGGUCAGUGGCACCUGUGCUGAACAAAUGUACGGCAUGUGUGAGUCCCUCUGGGAACCUAACAUGGAUCCAGACCACUUAUUUGAAACCAUCUCUCAAGCCAUGCUGAAUGCUGUGGAUCGGGAUGCAGUGUCUGGGAUGGGAGUCAUUGUCCACAUUAUUGAGAAGGAUAAAAUCACUACCAGAACGCUGAAGGCCCGAAUGGACUAACUUUCUCUUCCUCCCUUACCCUCAAGCCCAUUUCUUCUUUUUUAAAAUAAAAUAG